Galeopterus variegatus (Sunda flying lemur) is the source of this 546-nucleotide messenger RNA. RefSeq names its product keratin-associated protein 10-10-like. Gene Ontology annotation, cellular component: keratin filament. The transcript has a single exon. NCBI's taxonomy places the organism in Eukaryota, Metazoa, Chordata, Mammalia, Dermoptera, Cynocephalidae. The coding region runs from base 1 to 546 and encodes 181 amino acids. The record is from RefSeq and is a predicted model, not a curated record.
AUGCCCAUCUGCUCAGAGACUUCUUCCUCGUGCUGCCAGCAGUCUAGCUGCAAGUCCUCCUGCUGCACCUCCUCCCCCUGCCAGCAGGCCUGCUGUGUGCCCGUGUGCUGUAAAGCCGUCUGCUGCAAGCCUGUCUCCUUCAUGCCCAUCUGCUCAGAGACUUCUUCCUCGUGCUGCCAGCAGUCUAGCUGCAAGUCCUCCUGCUGCACCUCCUUCCCCUGCCAGCAGGCCUGCUCCGUGCCCAUCUGCUGCAAGCCCGUGUGCCAUGUGCCCAUCUGCUCUGGGGUCGCCCCCUGCCCAGCCCCCUCGUGCUGCCAGCCCAGCCCCCGCCCUUCCUCCUGCUGCAGACCCGCCUCCUGCGUGUCUCUCUGCAGCCCCAUGUGCAGGACCACCUGCUGCUUGCCCGUCCCCUCACGCUAUGCCCUCGCCUCAUCCUGCCGGCCCAGCUGCUGCCGCCCAGCCUCCUUUGUGUCCCUGCUCUGCCGCCCCAUGUGCUCCUACCCGGCCUGCUGUGGCCUCUACUCAGACCAAAAGUCCUGCUGCUGA